CACAAGGGAUACCUAAUAUGUGACGUCACCUGGUCCUCGCAUGAGGGUGUGUUUACAUUGACGUCACAGCUGUUUCCUGAAAGGAUCAAGCUCUGAUUUAUCAACACAAUGUUUCACGGGAUACCAGUCACAGGAGGUGGGGGAGGAGCUCCAGUGAAUAAACCUGAGUUAUAUGAGGAAGUGAAAUUAUACAAAAAUGCAAGAGAAAGAGAGAAGUAUGACAACAUGGCCGAGUUAUUUGCUGUGGUGAAGACCCUUCAGGCUCUUGAGAAGGCUUACAUCAAAGACUGUGUCACACCUAAUGAAUACACUGCUUCCUGUUCCCGACUGUUGGUGCAGUAUAAGGCUGCUUUUAAACAAGUGCAGGGCUCUGAUGUUGGCUCCAUCGAUGAUUUCUGUAGGAAGUACAGACUCGACUGCCCGCUAGCCAUGGAAAGGAUUAAGGAGGACCGGCCAAUCACCAUCAAGGAUGACAAGGGAAACCUGAAUCGCUGCAUUGCAGAUAUAGUUUCUCUUUUCAUCACUGUGAUGGACAAGCUGAGAUUGGAGAUCAGGGCCAUGGAUGAGAUUCAGCCAGACCUGAGGGAACUGAUGGAAACUAUGAACAGAAUGAGCAACAUGCCUCCAGAUUCUGAGGCUAAGGACAAAGUCAGCCUCUGGUUGACGACUCUCAGCAGCAUGUCGGCCUCAGACGAGUUGGAUGAUAAUCAGGUGCGCCAAAUGCUGUUUGACCUGGAGUCGGCCUACAACGCCUUCAACCGCUUCCUGCACUCCUCCUAAAGCAUCGAUCCAUCAGCGAUACUUUUUGUCUGAAAUUGUGACUCUAAUAUCUCUUAAGUUAAAAAAAACAAAAAAAAAACACUCUUUUUUUUCCUCAUGGUUUUCUGAGAAAGUUCUCUGCCUCAUAUCUUCCCUUUCAGAGUUCCUCUGUUCUGUAUUAAUGUACUACUCAAACGUCCCCUCCUUCUAAUAAUCUACUGUGUUUGGUACAUCAUGCUCCCUUCAGCUCCCGUCAGUGCUGUGAGAUUCUCCAUUAGCCCCUUUUCUAGCCAAACCUGUGGGAUCAAUCCAGUAAUAUUGGCUGUUUAUUCUGCUCUUGAAAAAACUGUUUACUUCUAACUUUGUACUGUAAUAUCAACAAAAAGGUCUAAUUUUAUACUUCAGUUUUGCAGAGCACCAAAAGAGAAGCAUCGUACAUUUACAUUGGGCAAAGUCUGAACAGCCAAAGCCUUUGUAUUGUUGAAAAAUUGAAUAUGUAUAUUUUUCUUUUAGGUACCCAUAUUCAAUCCACAACUUGCUACAUGAAAUCAGUUUAGCAGUUUUUGCUCUACACACCAUGUUUUUUCCGAUCAGUUAAGUUAGUGUACAAUAGUUUUUCUUAAUAGAGAAAAAUAAUCUAGGUUGUUGGAUAAUGGGGAAAAAGCAGCUAAAAAUUUGUUUUAAUUUAAAGUUGAUUAGACUGCACUCUAAAUGAGCUAUUACACAUUUGGAGGAAGGAGUUAUUUAUGUAAAUCUUCUCUACUGUUUCUGUUAACUUGUAAAAUCCAUAUUUCCUUUAUAGGUGAGCGUUUGGCCACUUUAAGUGGGCAGAAGCGAGGUGGACACACCCCAACAUAUUUUUGCUUACUAAAUAUGUUUUCAACCCUCAAACAACAUUAGGGAGAACAUAUUUAUUAAAGUUUAUCAUUGUAUAUAAUAGUUUUGAUUUUUAAAUAAUGGCAUGUAACAACUUUUAGAAUUAAAGAUGAAAAACUAC
Molecule: messenger RNA, 1756 nt
Organism: Labrus bergylta (ballan wrasse)
Lineage: Eukaryota; Metazoa; Chordata; Actinopteri; Labriformes; Labridae
Gene: vps28
Product: VPS28 subunit of ESCRT-I
Biological process (GO): protein transport to vacuole involved in ubiquitin-dependent protein catabolic process via the multivesicular body sorting pathway
Cellular component (GO): ESCRT I complex
Molecular function (GO): protein-containing complex binding
Source: RefSeq, a predicted model, not a curated record